Messenger RNA from Prunus mume (Japanese apricot), 1328 nucleotides. Its product is annotated as RNA-binding (RRM/RBD/RNP motifs) family protein. Lineage: Eukaryota; Viridiplantae; Streptophyta; Magnoliopsida; Rosales; Rosaceae. Gene Ontology annotation, molecular function: RNA binding. The record is from RefSeq and is a predicted model, not a curated record.
AAACCAAAACGCAAAUUUGUUUGGCGUUGAGUUUUUUCUUCAUGUCUAUUCACUCGAACUCCCAAAUUGUAAUUUUACCUAAACCCCGCGCACAAACCUCAGUCCAGAGUUCGGAUAUCAGAGAACGACCUCCUCCUCCUCCACGACCACCGCGACUGGCCCCCACUUACUCUCUCACUCUUCAAUUUCCACCGCCCGUUUUCUCUGGCCGCAACGAAAUGGCUCAUCCGCCGCACGAUCCCUACUACCUGCAGCAGCAACCACCGCUGCCGCCACAGCAACAGGAUUACAGUGACCGGAGUGUGAUCAACACGCUCUUCGUCUCAGGCCUCCCCGACGACGUCAAGGCGCGUGAGAUUCACAACCUCUUCCGCCGUCGCCCUGGCUUCGACUCUUGCCAGCUCAAGUACACCGGCCGCGGCAACCAGGUCGUUGCUUUUGCUACGUUUUUCAAUCACCAAUCAGCAAUGGCAGCUCUGCAUUCGUUAAAUGGUGUGAAAUUUGAUCCUCAAACUGGUUCCCUGCUGCAUAUUGAACUGGCCAGAUCAAACUCAAGAAGGAAGCGUAAACCAGGUAGUGGAGCCUAUGUUGUUAUAGAUAAAAGAACUAAAAAAGAGGCUGAUACCCAAGAAACAUCUAGCGAUGAUGGAGACAGUGAAACUGAUGAACCAUCUGAAACUGAAAAUAAUGAUUCUGGCGACAAGACUGAAUUAGAGACUACAAAGAGCGCUGAGACGGCAGUGGAUUCUGACAAUGCUGUAGCUACGGUAAAUGAGCAAUCUGAAAAGCAUGUUGAUGGAGGACCAUGUUCCACUCUGUUCAUUGCAAAUCUAGGUCCAAAUUGCACUGAAGAUGAACUGAAGCAAGUUCUAUCUAAGUACCCUGGAUUCAAUGUGAUCAAAUUGCGUGCUAAAGGUGGAAUGCCAGUUGCAUUUGCUGAUUUUGAGGAAAUUGAACAAGCCAAUAAGGCCAUGGACGAACUUCGUGGCAGCUCGUUACCAUCUUCAGACAGGGGUGGCAUGCAUAUAGAAUAUGCAAGGUCUAAGAUGAGGAAGUCGUAGGAGAAAAGGGACUGAGGUGACAAUAUUCAAGCAGUUUCAUGCACAUGUUGAUUCCGACCGUACUGCAUCUGAUAGUUUUCUAAAUCCAUCUUGGCUAUUACUGUACACCCAAGUCUUAUAUCAAUUAUGAGUUUCAAACUCCAACAUUGUAAAGCUACAAAACAUUCCUUUGUAUUGAAAUUUUUGCAGAAUAGUUGUUGAUGUUUGGGUAAAGACUUCGUUGUUAUCUCAUAAGAGUUAUAAAUUUGCAGUGGUGACUUGAACUUG